This is a messenger RNA of Anopheles stephensi (Asian malaria mosquito), 8448 nucleotides long. Its product is annotated as sex-lethal homolog. The transcript has 6 exons. Gene Ontology annotation, cellular component: ribonucleoprotein complex; cytosol; nucleus. NCBI's taxonomy places the organism in Eukaryota, Metazoa, Arthropoda, Insecta, Diptera, Culicidae. Gene Ontology annotation, molecular function: poly(A) binding; mRNA 3'-UTR binding; poly(U) RNA binding. The coding region runs from base 1632 to 2630 and encodes 332 amino acids. The record is from RefSeq and is a predicted model, not a curated record.
GUUGUGCAGGCGAACGGGACAGUAGCAGUAGCAGCAGCAGCAGCAGCAGCAGCAGCAGCAGCAGCAUACGAGCGAAAGAUAGGAAUCGGUCGGGUGCAAAAGAGGAGUGUGAAAGCGUAGGAAUUUUCAGAACACUGACCAUUUUCCUCCCGAAACGGUGGUGUAGUUUUCUUUCUUCGACCCGUUAACGUGCGCGUCCCAGAGGUGGUGGAUUCGUUCGAGGUUUGUGUGUUGCUUCCCGUGUUCCACAGCACAAACACGAUACGAAGGCUGAAAACGCAUUUGGUUCUGCACCCCCCCCUUCAAACCCUCAUCGAAGGGAGUAGCAGUGAUGCGAAAAGAUUUCUGGUGAUAUGAUGAUGAGCAGCAGUUUCGCUGGUGGUGAAAACGCAUUGGAAAAUCUUCCGGUUUUUGCACCGUUGAAACAUACAACAGUCAGCGAGCGGUUUCUGUAGACGGAAAAGCUUCCCGAAAAUCGGGCUACUGCAGCAAAAUUGUCUUCCUGAUUGUGUGUGCGUGUGUUUUUUUUCCUCUCUUCUGUGUGUGCGCUACGAGCAGGUGACAGCUACACAGCCAAAAGAGGGAAGACACCAGCUUCGAUAGGCUGGCCAUCGUGUGAUAUGCAUCGUGUGUGUCAGUGGCCUAAAGAAUUGCAUUCUUGCUUUCUACGAUAGAAGCUUAGCAAGGUGGAACCGUGCAUUUCACCGUCAAUACUACCUUCAAUUUGCGGUGCUCGUUUGCGUGUUAGUGAGGUCCCCCGCCUGGUGGAUAAUACCAUUUUCUAUGGCUUUUUGUUCCAUUCGCAACGGAAGCAAUUUGCGUGUGGAAAAACAGCAUCAUUAGUAGGCCUCGGAAAAGUUCUCCCUGUUUUGUGACACACACACACACGGACACACAGUCUAGUGUGAAAAACGUUGCCUAGUGUGCGAGUGUGUAUGUGCGCUAGUGGUUUCGUAGAGCAAAAGAAAGAAAAUCCCACUCGGUCUCGCAUUCAUUAGACCCAGCAGCGAGCAUCGGAACAUCAUCGAAGCAGUCCGUGCACUUUUGUUGGGUGCCAGAACAGAACGUAAAAAACACACAUCUCUCUGUACAACGACGAUUAGUGCACACACAGAACGUGAAAAGUGUCUCCUCGCGCGCGUGUGGCAUGGUUCGAUUUUCCUGCUAGUGUGUAUAUUUUUCCGUUCCUCCCAUAUCCUGCUUACUUAUAUUGUGUGGUCCUAUUGUUAGGGAGGCGGAUAGUGGUGGUGUUGUGUGCCGUUUGUUAUCAGUGUACCCCCGUUGAAACAGGCGCACACACACACUGACAGUGGCAACGUCACAAUCUGGGAAGGCCUAUUUAAUUUGCGAGAGCGGCUUGUCCCAUCCUCGUUGUGUUGUGUGUAGUGCAGCAGCAGCAGCAGCAGCAGCAAUCAGCGCAACAUCGUCGUCAUCUCGCGUCGUUCGUCCUGUGUCCUGUGUCCUCCUCGCACUAGGAGAAGGACAAGUAGCUGGUACGAAACAGUGUGUGCGUGUGGAAUAGCAGAAAUAAAUAACAUCAUCUGAAUAAGUGAACCAACCAGACUAGCACGGCGGUAGUAGCUGUGUGAAGCCCGUGGACAGCGUGCGGCUGCUAACACAACGAGGAGAAAAUGUACAGUAAAAUGAAUGGAUAUCCUUCGUCAUCCUUUCGAUCAAGCAGUGGCCGGCUUUGGGGAAUGUCGCACUCGCUGCCCUCCGGAAUGUCAAACUACCUGCAGGAUGCCGACUUUUCGUCCUACUCCCGGCCCCGGCUGUACGGCGAUAUGCCGUCGAGCAGUACGUUCGGCGGUGGGAAUCCUUCGACACCGCACCACCAUCACCAUCACCAUCACCACAACCACAGCCAACCAUCGUCCCAUCAUCACACGGCCUCGUCCAGCACCAGCUCGCUGACCGGCAUGAACUUUGGGCCGGGCGGGCCGUCGUCCGGUGGUGGCGGCGGCGGCAAUGCCGGCACGAACCUGAUCGUCAACUAUCUGCCGCAGGACAUGACGGAGCGGGAGAUGUACUCGAUGUUCUCCUCGAUAGGACCGCUCGAGAGCUGUCGACUGAUGCGAGAUCUAAAGCAGACUGGGUACAGCUACGGCUUCGGUUUCGUCAACUACCUGAACGAGGACGCGGCCCAGCGGGCGAUCAAGUGUCUGAACGGUUAUCCGCUGCGCAACAAGCGGCUAAAGGUGUCGUACGCGCGGCCCCAAAGCGACGACAUCAAGGAGACGAACCUGUACAUUACGAACCUGCCGCGCACGAUCACCGAGGAGCAGCUGGACAUCAUUUUCGGCAAGUACGGUACCAUCGUGCAGAAGAACAUCCUGCGCGAUAAGCUGACCGGUCAGCCCCGUGGGGUGGCUUUCGUACGUUUCAAUAAGCGCGAGGAAGCGCAGGAAGCAAUAUCGGCCCUCAACAAUGUGAUCCCGCAGGGCGGCAAUCAACCAUUGAUAGUGCGGGUCGCGGAAGACCAUGGGCGAGCAAAGGCGGCCCUCUACGUACCCUCGUACAACUCUAUCGUGCACAACAAUAGAGCCAUGCUUCCCCGUCAGAACUCGAUGAAGUAUAGUGAUCGAUCGAGUGGGCUGCUCCGGUCGCACCACUCGUUAAUAUUUUACUAACUUUCCUUGUUCGACAAGAUGAAAUCGGGAGCAUCUCCGGGUCAGAUCGAAGGGCCUUGGUUUGUGUUGAUGUGCUUAAACACCCCUCUGUGUGCUUUGCUUGCAACAUCGAAAACCGUUGAGUUCGUGAACGGUCGCGCAGUCUGUCGUCCAACAAUGGACGAUCUAAACGUGUAAUGAUGGUUGUAAAACUUCAAUUUUAGCCUAAGUGACAUAAAAUAGGACGUACGCAGCUACAAAGAGCAACACUGGUUAUACGUCACACCUGCAGCAGUAACUCGAUUGUUCAGUAAGUAGUUUGGAAAAGCGAUAGUUGUGAUGAGAUUGACCCGACACGUUGUGGAAUUGCUGCUGUAUCGAGCGUGUAAAUGAGACAGAUUUUAUAUAUACACACAACCCUGUUGUGUUCAGCGAAUCGCAACUACUUAGCACGAUCAUCAGAUCGCAUCAGGCAUAAUGAAUCUUCCUAUAUUUGGCUAAACUAAGGCAACUUGGGGUCGCAUGAAGCUGCUGUCAGCAACACUUUAUCCACUGGUUUUUUGGCUCCCAUCUGUAAGCAGCACAACUCGACGACCACACAGCGCUAGUUUUAGGUUAGUACGAGUGAGUGUGGUUGUUUCUGUAAGAAGAGAUCUCACUGGAAUUUAAAAAAAAAUCCUCAUAAAACGCUAUAGCGAACGCCGCAUAAUAAGACUUUUUUUUCUGAUUGAAGUAAAGCAAGCAAAAACGUUCAAAAACUUACUGCAAAACAAAUAGGAACAAAAAAUCUCUAGCCACACUUACGAAUGAAAACAGGGUUCUACUGUAAAGCUCACUAGAGUAUCAUGACGGGAGGACGUAGCGUGUAACGUGAUAGUAGCCGCCCUCAACUGCUUAGACAGCUCUUUCACUAAGCUCGCAGUUUUAAAAUUCCUAACACCGUUCCGUGGUUUUGUUUUUCUUGGCCCGUACAACACUCGACUGACAGCCUUCAAGAAUUGUUUCUUUGUCGAGUACAUAAUAGAAGAAACGCUAGCUGCUGCCAUUUGUCACUUUUGCUAGUUAAAAAAUCCAAAACUCCUCAGACUGGGAGAUUAGCUGUACAGUAAAAAAAGGACUUCGUCUCCAUAAAAGUAUACAAGGGUGUUCGGGAUAAAUUUCAUAUUCUUCGCGUAGGAUACCCAAAAUAUUCGUCAUUUUAAAGUUUGGAUGGAUGGCAUAGAAUGGCUUGCAUCACAAUGAUUCGCCUUCAAAAUACGGUUCGGGAUGACUGCUACCCAAUGCCCUCUGAAUACAGCAGUAAAAAUAAUGAGGCGUGAAGCCUAGACUGUAUCAGGACAAUUACGUGAGGAAUGUCCAGACUCCACUUCUCCAAACAGUGAUGACUUUUGGAUAUGUAUCCUCUGAAGGCGAUUUAAUGCUUCCGCAUUUUUGAAGAGGUUGUCCUAUAUAUGGCUGGCCCUAUAUAUUACUGCAGGAUUCAGUCCCUUGCCACUUACUUAUUUACUUACUUGCCAGGUGCUAUUGUAACAAUCCUCGAUACACGGUCUAGCACCGUCAUCUUCUUCUUCUUCUUCUGUGGCACUACAACCUCGAGAGGUCUCGGCCUGCCAUUUCUGGCUUUCUGUGAAGACCGGCGCCGCUGUCGCCUCGGCCACCGGACAGCACCGUCAUCUACCAAUCCCUUAUCCCGGCCAUUCUGGCGGAUGCAUCAACGCCGUCACUUCAUCUCAAUUUGGGCCUACCAUACCUUCUUUGUCCGUGAGGACAGCCUUAAAGUAAUUCACGGGCUGGGUAGUUUAGUGCCAUUCUCAUGACAUGACCAUCCCACUGGAGCCUGGCGAGUCUAAUUCGUUGUUCGAUGGUGACGGCUCCUCCGUUGAUCUUCCACAUAUACGGGGAGAGUCUAUAUCUCGGAGGCGUUUGUUAGUACUGGGACUAUAAAUUCUAUAGCUAGUCCCAGUCCAGCUUCGUCCAUCGCGACAGGUAUUUUGAGUGGAGACGUUUCCUCACGCUGUAGUAUGAUCGUUAUCCCGGUCAUUGAAAACGCCUAGCUAUCAAUUUAAAGAGUUUCUGAAGUCCUUUCCAAGGACUCUAUAGCAUCAGCUUGUUCGUGGUUCGAAAGCAGAAUUAAAACUCUGAUCGAAUCGAUCAAUCGGUGGAUAUUGUGAGUGAAUCUUAUCGAUAUAAUUAUGAUUUACUUUGCCUGUAUUUUAUUCGCCUAAUUAAUUUAAUUAAUUUACGAAACUGUUAAAUUUAUCCCGAACUCCCCUGUACAUUUCCAAGAGGUGAAAGCCGCGUCGAGCCUAACUAACACAUAAAAAUCACGAUCGACACGGUAGGAGUUGGCCAGUUGGAAUUCGAAAUUUGUAGUGUAAACUCGAAGGUAUUUGACAACCAGCAAAACAAAAGGAAACCCCGGGAAUUGCGAGGAGAUGUAGAUUUUACAUAAAUUACUUUCCUAUUUGACGCUUUAAUUUACUAAAAGAGACUUUGAAUGAUGCUUCCUCCCAAAAGCAUUACCCCAAAGCUCCGGAAACACAUACACACACGAUAGCAAGCAGAUCAAACUAUUGAACUCAUUCUAGCAAUAAAACCAAGCAAAAACCAAAACCGUGUGAUACACAAUGGACGUGAAAUUAUAGUAAUAUAGCAAAAAAAGAAGAAAAAAAAAACAGAAAUUGUAGAAAAACGUUCGUAAAGGAGAAUUAAAAAAAAAGACGUCUAUACGAAUAGAGAAAAUUAAAAAAGGAAAAAAAGAAUAGUGCAACAGACAGACAAGUACACAGUAGCGCUCCUUUAUUCGGCGACAUUCGUCCGUUUUUUGGUAUUUUCGUCCCAAAACUCUGCCAUUUGCGGUGCCAGUUGCGCCAAUUGAUAAUCCUCUUCUCUCUCUAUCUCUCUCUCGCUCUCUCUCUCGAUCUCGCUCUCCAUACCUCAUUAAGCAAGUUAAAAACACUAAAAACUGGAAAACGGGCAGCAUUCCGAGCACACUGCUGCUGCUACUAACUUUAAUAUAACAGACAAAGAAAAAAUCAAACUCUUCCUCCACAAAACAUUACACAAAACCCUGCAGUUGUAGAGCCAAAAGAUUUCAAUCAAAAACCAUGUUCUUACACACACACACGGGGGAGAGAUACAUCCGAUUUUGUCCGGCUUUAGCAUUAGCAGUUUGAUCUUCCAUAUUAGUGAUUAAAGCGAUGAUUAUAAUUGCGCAUUGCUAAUUUUAACUACAAGCAACCAAAAGCACGUGAACGGGGUGAGCUUCUCCCCUGAGAAGUCGGAGAAGGGAGAUUCGCUAUUUGUUCCUUGGCGUUAUUAAUUUUUGGGCAUGCAAAACUUCGACUAGUGGCCGCGCCAUACCUUAGUGAAACGAACGAACUAAACAUACGCGAAUAGCUAACGAAAAAUCUGCUAUUAUACGGAGAGUAGUUGAGUGAGUAAGAGAGGAACAAAAAAGCUUGUAAGGACAGAGUACGCGACUAGAAGGACGAAAAAAGAAGGACGAAAAGUUUAAGUAAAACAACAGGAAAAAAAACAAACAAAAACGAAAACGAAUACAGUUUACAUGUUAUGGCACAAGAGCAACUAAGUAGUAGUACGAGAUAGCUUGAAAAGACGAAAGAAAAAAGAAAAACAUUUACGUGUCUUAUAUAUUGAACCAAUGGCAUAUAUACAUAUAAAUAUAUAUAUAUAUACAAACAAAACAAAAAAACAUAUAUACAUUCUGUUUGUUCUCCUAUUCCUACGAAAACUAAUGUUAAAACCGGAACAAAACAAAUAAUAAUGAUGAGUAAAGAAAAAUAAGGAAGAAGACAGGCAGGGCAGACGUAGCAGAUAAGAAAGUAGGAUUGAGCAAUAGAGAUUCUCUCUGUAACCGGGUAGAGUGGAAUUGUUAGUUGCGUGUGCGUGUUGAAUUGUGUGUGUGCGUUGUGUAUAUACAGGUUACAGUGAUUCGAAGGGGGAAUUUUCCGGGCACUCGACUAUGAGGACGAUUCUGUUAGCUUUUUGGACUGGGUGAUACAUGAUUCUGUUGGAAAAAAAACCUCUUCAAAAAAUCGGUCACCAAGUGGGAAAUUUGGACAAUUGUUCUUCAAAAUGAUCUUCAACGAUAUCUCAAGACUCUGCGUUAUACCGCAACUAGGAGAGAACUAGGAAUAUGUACUAGGAGAUAAUGCUGAACUUCCUCGGUAGGACCGGGGUUCAAAUCCCAACCAUGACCGAGCCUCCCUGUACGAAGAACUGAGCUACGUGUAAAAUCAAGUCACAGAAAGAAAAAAAGGGGGGCAGGUCACGAGACCCUUCAGAGGUUUAAAAUAUCCAAGGAAGAAGAGAUAAUGCUGACCACAUGCCGUGAUUACUACUACGAAUCACUGUUCACGUCGGCCAUCAAUUGAACGCCAUGUUUGAAAAUUAAUAGAGGCACCACUUCUCGAACGAUGCGGACAUAUAGGUCCAAGAAAAUAAGGUCCAUUUAAGAAAAACUGUAAUUGACGUAGCGUGCGUCUAGACUUGACGAAGUACGUGGGUUCACUCUAUUUAAUGGAGCUUUUCAAUCAUUUAGGGGAGUGUUGCAAAGAAACGAGUGAAUCGCGCAUACAGGGCGAGAAGAUUCGCGAUCAUGGAACUUUGCAACCCUUUGAUGGAAAACCUCUCGCUUUGGCAAAGUAAAGUGGCUAUCCCGGAGAAUUUGCGUAUUAUUGGAACUAAUGUAAUUAAUAAGUAACCGUAUCCAGGGCUACACUCCUCCACCAUCGGCUGUAUCCUAUCUCCGAUCGAUCUCUGGUCUGAUUCCACUUGAUCCAGCCAAUGAGCUCGCUGUACUCCUCUACGCCUCAUGGCGAACUGGUGGCUGGCAAGUUAUCUUCCAGGUACGGCGUGAGUCUAAGUCUAAUAAGGACGUGUGCCAUCUAUUUUACCCGACUCAUGUAGUACCUUGAGCCAAAAUCUUGAGGUUACCUUAAAGCUUUGUGUUGUGCUUGUACCAUAGUCCAGAUCCAGAGGUUAUUCGGUUGCUGUUCAAAAGAGCAGACAAUAUUUUCCCAAUCUUGAGACUUCAAUGUUUUAGGCCAUGUUUGAUAAGUAAUAGUGGCCACCACUCUUUGUAACAAGCCAAACAGGAUCAUGAUUGUUCGUCCCUAAGCCAAGAUAAUCGUCCUCAAAGACCAAAUUUCCGUUCGAGUCAUCAUUUAGUACAUAAAAUGAAUUAUUUCUGUUUUCCGUAAUUCAGUUCACCCGUGGCAAAUAAUUCAAACUGUGUUCAACGUGUGAAGCUUUCUUCCUAGCAGUACUAGCUGUUUUCCUCCUCCUCCUCAUCAAAUGCAGUGUGGUGGAUUUGUUGAAGUAAGAGCGUGUGUACAGGAGGAAAAAAAUCAAAUUAAUUUGUCAAUUAUUCAAAAUAGUUGAGCGUGCAAAUAGAGCGUGUAUGCAAUUAUGAUAGCUGCAAGAUGGAGAAAGUAAGCAAGCAAAGCCCGUAUUUAUUGUAUUUAUAAUACUACUUAUUUUAGAGAAGGACCUAAGAGCUACCGCUCAGACACAACUAUAGUGUCAAAGGCAAAGGACAAGAAAACAAGGGGGACAAGGUUGAAAAUUUGCUUCCUUUUUGCAUUAGAGAAGCUCGGUUAACUCUGUCAAUAGUCGAGCCCGCAGUUCCGGACUAAUAAUCCUGAGUGGCGCCAGAUAAGGCAUUCAAACGACCUUCCCCAAUGAAUUCGCGUGUGUGGUCCGCCUGUGUGUGCGAGUGUGCGUGUGAUAUAACUGUGUGCGUUUGAAUUGUUUUAUUGCUCUCGAAUAAAAAGUAGAACCAAGCAAAUAAUGUGAAAACAUUACAAAAAAAAAA